Molecule: messenger RNA, 8672 nt
Organism: Aphis gossypii (cotton aphid)
Lineage: Eukaryota; Metazoa; Arthropoda; Insecta; Hemiptera; Aphididae
Product: transcriptional repressor scratch 2-like
Exons: 5
Coding region: 1028-2377 (449 amino acids)
Biological process (GO): regulation of DNA-templated transcription
Molecular function (GO): RNA polymerase II cis-regulatory region sequence-specific DNA binding; DNA-binding transcription factor activity, RNA polymerase II-specific
Source: RefSeq, a predicted model, not a curated record
UCUUCUGUAUUGUUGUGCCCGCUAAACCGAACACAACGACCGUUGCUCGGCGCCGAUCGCGGGUGCGCUCUCUUUUUUUUUCAUUUCCAUUUACCUCUUUUUCUCUCGUCGUUUUGUCCCCAACCCCCUCCACCGUCCCCUGCGUUACGCUUUCCGCCCCUCUGACCUUCCCGACGACGGUUUCCGUCCAUCCACGCGCUCUCACGCUCGUCAUCUCUCCGCUUCUAUUCAAAUCGCUAUUUCUCGUAACUCAUUCUGUCCGCGUCUGUCCUACACCUUCCCGUUUCCGAAUCAACCCGGAAGGAGACGUCACGAUCGAGAGGAAGUGGAAACCGUCAGACCAUUCAGGGACGUUACGCGAUCGCCACAGCUUGGGCGUAUUACUACAGUCACGGAAGUCUACGGCGGCGGCGGUGGCGGCGGAAGCGGUGGCGACGACGACACCGACGACUUUGGACGACGCAGGUUCGACAACGUCGCGGUUGUGUCACCGGUGGACGAGACGGCGACAUUUGCCAUCAACUCGUAUUCCUCACGUCGUCUGUCGAAUGAGUCAAAACAGACACGGUUGGCGAAUAAAAGUCUUCCGCCACGAGGUGUCUUUUGUCGAACUUGUCAUUCGAUUUGAGCGAUAAGCAAUAUUAACCAGUGUAAUCAUUUGUCGGCUACUCGGACGACAACUGAUAUUUCGGACGCACAUGCGAAAACGCUGGUUUACAAAAACGCGACUACUGUAUCCAAUACAGCAAUAAUAAUGAUAAUUAGCAAUAUUAUAGUGAUAACGGAACGUUAGAAUUGUGUUUUUUUUUGUCCGAAUGAACGAAAAGCAAUAAUAUAUGUAUUAUAUAGUAACCUAUUAUAGUGUACGAUAUAUAUUAAUUAUAUAAUCAGUACAGACAGUAUCUGCAGAGCGAUAAUCGAUUAGUGCUCAAUUCAGUCUAGAUUUGGCUUUUUUUUUUAUAUUUAUACAAUAUAAGACGAGAAUUUUGUUCUCACUGUUCUUCAACGACGAUUCUACUUCGUUACCAUGCCCCGAUACUACGCGGUGAAGAAAUUGGGACCAAAACUGAUGUUUCACCAACAACAGCAAAAUCAACAGCAACAACAACAACAGCCACAGCAACAAAUACUACUUAUACACCAGCAACAACAUCAGACGACCAUGGACGAGCUGGAGGACGAUGAGUGCAGCAGUUCUAGAUCUGGUACUGAAUCCCCUCCACCGUUCACUGAUCCCACGUCAGUGAAACUCUACAAGCCUCUGGAAUCCGUCACCAUGUCUAAACAUAAAGAUUAUUUGAAGUAUUGUUAUGAGCUGGAUCAAAAACAAAACUUAUUCAAGGAGCGAAGCAAAGAAGAAACUGAAGCCGCUCACGACUUACUCGAACUCUCCAGAUCUUUGCCACCACUGCCACCACCGAGUACUGUGACCAUCGCCGCACCCACGCCACCCGAGACACCUCUUGGCCCGGGAGCGAAUGAUGGGUGCCCAGCGUCACCGCAAUUCGUGUACGUGUCCGCGGGUGUCUCGGCAGCGCCUCUUACACCACCCGCUUCAGAGUACUCGUCGGACGCUGAAAACAUACCAGCAGACACAGGAAGUGGCACUUCCAACGCCUCGGCCGUCGUGGUGGCCACGGCUACGGCUACCACCACCGUAUACAGCCUGAUCGAUUACGUUAUCGAGAGGAGUGACGGAGGGUCGUAUGAUCCGUUGUUGUCAAGAGACUUAAACGUCAAGACCAGCAAGACGACAACCGCGGAACACCGUCGGUCGACCUCCACUACUACCACCACGACAACCACCCAGGUCGUAGUCGGAUGCAACUCCGGAAACAAAGCCCGUUACACUUGCACUGAUUGCGGCAAGCACUACGCCACUUCGUCGAACCUGUCCCGACACAAGCAAACGCACCGGAGCCUGGACUCGCAGUCUGCCAAGCGGUGCAACGCUUGCGGAAAGGCUUACGUCAGCAUGCCAGCACUGGCCAUGCACUUGCUCACUCACAAGCUGUCUCACGCGUGCGGCGUGUGCGGCAAGAUGUUCAGCAGGCCGUGGCUGUUGCAGGGCCACCUUAGGUCGCACACCGGAGAGAAGCCUUACGCGUGCGCGCAGUGCGGCAAAGCGUUCGCGGACCGGUCCAACCUGCGCGCGCACAUGAUGACCCACUCGGGCGACAAGAACUUCGCGUGCCACUGGUGCCGCAAGUCGUUCGCGCUCAAGUCGUACCUGAACAAGCACCUGGAGGCGGGCUGCGCCCCGGCGGCGGCCGUCUCGGCCACUUCGUCGUCGUCGUCGGCGUCGUCGUCGUCCCCGUCUUCGCCGCAACAGCCACAGCAGCAAGACGACCGGGACACGGCCACCCGGGACGGAUAACGCCGUCGAGCGGCGCCGCAGCAGCAGACGCCCCGGCGGACGUCGGUCAUACGGUUCGCCGCCGCCACGGCCGCCGACGCCGCCCAACUGUCGGACUAAUGCAGCAGCAGCCGCCUUCGAAGUAACAUUUUAAAGAUUUUUUUUUUUUUUUAUCGAAAGACACGGAACAGACAACUGUGACACCAACUAUAAAAUAAUUAUAUUAUUAUUUUUAUUAUUAUUGUAAUAAUUAUAUAGUGGUACGAUCAUACGAUAUAUUAUAUUGUAUUUAGUCUUUGAUAUAUCGAUAUCGGUACCCCUACUUAUUAAUAUUAUUAAGGACAUAGGUAUAUAUGUAUGAGGAUAGGUUUCACUUAUUUUUUAUUAUAUAUUAUAUCUGAUAGCAGUAUUAUCGCCUAGUUUUUAAGAUAACGCAAUAUUAUUAAUAUUAUCAUCAUCAUCAUCAUCACCACCACAGCCUGUGCCUAGCAGUACCUCUAAGCGCGCGAAGUUUAUUUACCUAUUCACCUAUAUCAUAAUACUAUAAAUAAUAUAGGUAAGGUAGUGUGUUUUGAAACGAGCAAUAAUAUUAAUGUAGUAUACAUUAAGCAGUAUUAGGCUGUCAUUAUAUAUUUUUAGAGAAAUUUUUUUUUUCAUCGUCAUAUUAUUCAUUUUAUAUGAUUUGGCGAUCCUCGUCGUGGUAUGUGUGUUUAUUAUACGGUUUUUUUUUCUACGACAAUUUUUAUGGUUAGACGACGUCGAUUUCGAUAUUUUACGUAUUAUCAAAUUUAUAUAAAUUAUGAUAUGUCCGUUCGAUAAUGAUCCUGGUCGAUCAAUAAUACAACGAUAUGAUUUUAAUAGACGUUUUUUUUUUUUUUUUUAAUAAUAUUACUAAGCUUUUUGAGCCGUUUUUGGAUUUUGACUAUUGGGCGGAUGUUAUACAACAAUUCAAUAAUAUUGUUAUAUAAUAUUCAGAAAAAUAUUUGCUCAAAUAUUGCAAGGUGAACAUACGUAAUAAAAAUAUAUCAUGUUUUUUUCGUUUUACUUUUUAUACAAACCUUUACAUUAUUAUACGCGUGAUGAAUGUUUAAAAACCGUUUGGCGUAAUAAUAUAUUUUGUGUAUUGCUCGAUAGUUGAAAAUUUAAAUCUAACGGAGACGUUUUAUAAAAUAUGCUCGCACAUGUGGUAAAAGUAUAUUUGAUAAGUCGUAGUAUUUCGAUAAAACUUCUAUAAUAUAAUAUAGCAAAAAUACAAGAUUAUUGUUAUCAUCAUUAUACCAUAGAUGGAGGUAUUAAUUUCACAAAAAAAAUUAAAAAAAAUUAUGUACAAAUAUUUCUUUAUUAAAUUAAACUUUUUGAACACGACAAAAUAGGAUUGAAUAAUAUAUUAGCAGGCUGUGAUUUUGGAUUAUACAAGUAUUUUAAAAUUUGAACUGAUGGUUUGAAUAAUUUUCGUGCUAUAUCGAAAUUGAUUUUAAUUUGGUUUUUAAACUAAAGUUUCAAAAAAAAAAAAAAUAAUAAUAAUAAUACAAAAAACGCGUUUAUUUAGCACAAUUUUUAUUACUUAUAAACUUUUACGAUAGUGUAUUUUAGAGUGAUAAAACGUAUUAUACAUUUUACCAUUUUUAAAUUUAACCAAAGGCUGAGUAUAAACUUAAUAUUUAUAGAUUAUAGUGAAUAAUAGUUUGUUAGGUAGGUCCGUCCUUUCCUGCUGUUGAGAUGGUUAUCUGAAAAUUGUAGGUGGCCGUUACGGGAGCAAUCGAAUUUAUUCCCAUACGCGGUUGUGUAUUUUUAAUUAAAAUAGUAUUUUAAACCACGAAAUGAAACUUUGAAAAUUUGUGAAAAACGACUUUUUUAACGUUAUCAUUUCGAGCCAGUAUUAUUUUUAAGUGUAACAUUCAGCGAAAUCACACGACGGGAGACGAGGAACGUCGUUAAAAAGACGUUUACGAAAUGCACGGCUUUGGCCGACUAUUCAGACUAAUUGUUAUUAUGCUCCGUGGUACAGUAUCAGCGUCUCAUCCGAAUUAAUGAUCCAAUCGUUAAUCGCACGCCGAAAUAUUCGUUAUCGAAUAUGGCCAAUGAAGGUUGAAAACCUGCAACCGCCGCAACGUUAUUGUUUCCAAAGACGAUAUUCUAUUAUCAUAAUUAUUAUUAUUAUUAUUUUAGUCUAGAAAUUGAAUUCCCGUCAGUGGGUUCGCAUUACGUUGUACGAUGGUCGUGGAACAAAAGACGCUAUAAAAAACUACUUUUUACUUCAAAUUAUUUAUUUUCAACAGUUCUUUUUGAAAAUCCAAACACAUACACAUUUUGCAUUAUUUGUAUUGCGCCAAAUCACAUCUUAUUGUUUUACAGCAUUUAAUUCUGCACAAUAAUAAACAAGUAAUAUAAUAUCAUUAUAUUCCUUAUCAUCCUAUAAUAUAUUUUGUCAUAUUUUAAGUCAUAGGUCUGGUAUUCCAUGUUUUGAUACCGCCGUUUUGAUCUCGGGUCGGUGGCAGAUAAAUUCUUUCCGAUUUCGAGUUUAUGCGCUUCUGCCCCGAAUAUCAUCGUGCUAUAACAUUAUAACAAUAUGUUCAUCUUGAGAUUUCAGAAAAUCGUUUCCGACGACCAUCCGUACCACGACGAUCGACAGUUUAGUAACACUUUUGUAUAUCAUUAGACGUUUUUAUAUAUUAUAUAAUAUAAUAUUAGGUAUUCUAAGUUACCGCGUUUUCAUUAUAUUUUGUAUUUUAGGAUUAAACGCGCGCAAUAGCAUACACACGAAGCUUCCAAUAUUUUAUAGGUACGGCACGGUGUGCUCGCCACGCGUUGGCGUAAAUAGAGAGACUUAUAAUAAUAAUAAUAUAAAUUAUAUAUUAUUAUUAUAACUUUGGCAAUAUUAUCAUACAAUGUUAUUAUUAAUGUAAGAUGUAGAGAGAAAGAGAGAUGAAUCGUAUUUUUUAGUAUUUUAUUCUUGGUAGUUUAAUUUGUAUAGUAAUAUUAUUAUUGUACAAUACGUAUAUAUUAAUAUAUAUCAAUUUACAUAUACGUGUACACAAAUAUACAUAUAUUAUGUGUAUACAUUGUAUUUGCUUUAUCGUUUUUAAUCAUACUCUGUAUAUAAAUAUAGUAUUGUAAUAAUAAUAUAUUAAUCAUUAUGCAUUUAUAUAUUAAAGUAUAGAAUUAGGCGCGACGCGUAAAUACCAAUUUUACAUUGCGCAGUGUAUGUGGUAAUAACUUAUUAUUAUCAUCAUCAUCAUUAUCAUCAUUAUUGAUUAUGUUAUUUAACAUUUUACUAAUAGAUAGGGUUUCGGAACAUGAUCUAUGAGACUAUAUUAUAAACAAUUUAUAUAACCACGAUUUGUAAUGCUCAAUAAAAUUUUAAAUAUUUAGUUUUAUAUAACGCAACGAUAUAAUAUUAUUACUAUUAUUAUUAUUCUUAUGAGAUAAUAUAUCGUACUGAUUUGUGAACGAGAACAAAAUACGUUCAUCCGUUUUAGUUGUAAUAUUUAUCAUAUUAUUGUAUCGUGAGCAAUCGCGUCGUAUAUGACUAGCCUCAUUGCGAUGGUUAUUAUCGCAUCGCCACCGUCAUCAUUAAUAUUAUUAUUAUUGUAAUUAGACAUUUUUUAGAAUUUUUUUUAACAUAAUUUUUUGUAGCGGGUUUUACCGAUUUAUUUUUAUUUUAACAUACAUUAGUUUUUAAGUCACGCUUUAGUCAUAAAGGUAUUUGUAAUUAAUAUUACAUAUGUUUGUGACAAUAGUGCCGCCGAUUACGGUCGUAGUUUAUAUUACGAUAGUAUUUAGCGACUUAUAAUUUAUUUAUUAUUGUACUGAUACGAAUGUUCCCCUCCACUUCUGCGCGUAUUUGGUUCACUGAUGAGCGUUUAAACGACGAUAAAGCGAUAUUAAAACAGAUAAAACUUAACUAUGAUAGAGCGCAAUGGUAAAAUACUAUAAGAACAAUAUUAAUUGCUAUAAUAUUCGCCAAUGUCGGUUCGGUAUCGCGAACGCGAAAUCUGCUCGUCAUGAUAUUAUUAUUUUAUUAGAUUUUUUUAUGUCUCAGGGGCCAAGUACAAGCUGAACGUAAAUAAUUUGGUGUACGCCGUAGGUAUUUAUAUUAUAUAAUGUGCGCCUAUAGAGGAGAGACCUAUGUCGAGUGUAACCUUACCGGAAACGCCGACGUGCGUCAUCAAAACUUGUUACCUACUAUGGGGCUGUCACCUUUUGCCGAAAUGAAGUCCGUCCGACGUCUGAUUGUCUGAAUGUUUUUCGCUGAAUAACUUAUGAGUUAUACUUAUACAAGACUUCUUGAUAAAGUAAAAACAUAGUUAAUGUAAAGAAUAUAAAAAUACAUUAUUUAUUUGUAUCAAGCUCCGUAAUAUCAUGCAAAACAUAAUACCAUUAUUAAUCCUCUCGAUUUCACGAGUACUAGAUAAAUAAUAUAAGUGUUUGCUGCAAAAAUCUAACACUUUCAUCAAUUUUUAAAUGCACUUUUUUAAAUAAAAAAUACUCAACAAGUUGGCGCAGCAACCAGAUUAAUCCAUUAUGUAUAAAAGUAUAGUUUUAUAUACUUUUCUUUUUAUUAUUGCAUAAUGUAGUGAUACAUUUUAACUAGUAAAUAUAAGUUGUAUGUAUACAUGUAUUCUACAACUUGGUUAAUGUAAAAUACAGAUUUGUUUCAUUUGAAAUUAAAUUAAUAAUUUAAAAACAUAUAAUGACGAUUACGAGGAAAGUUCUUUGAAUGACGGUUUAAGUCCAUUACGUUUUUAUAAAAUCUUAAUAAAACAGUUGACGAACCAACAGGUUCCAUAUAAUGUUUAUUUCCAGUAUCUUUUAUAGAAUUAAAUAAUCAUAAACAUAUUUUUCGUUAUUCCUAAAAGUUUUAAUUUCAUCUUGUUUUUGCAGCAAUCUCUUGAAUUGUCUAUAUAACCGUAGUUUAAACAUGUAUUUCCGUUAUAACCAGACAACCCGUGUGAUGGCAGGACUUUAAACGGCAGCCUUCAGUACCACUCGUAUAAAAUAUUACACAAUUAUCCGUAAUAUUAUGCUGUAAUACAUUAGAAUCGUUAAAACCCAUACAGUGCCGAAAUUUUUAAAAAUUAUUUUUAAGAUAAUAUAUUAUUCGCGCAGGCUUUUUAGUAUGUUGUAUAUAUAAUAUAAUAUUAUAAAGUCUGUUACGGUCUUUAGUAUUACUCAAAUAAAAUUUCUCUCGCGUCCUAAAAAUCUAGUCAUAUACUCGUCUAGUCCUUAAUAUCUAGUCAUUUACAUCCAAUAUCUUUAAUUAAUCUAUAAUAAUAAAUAUGACUAUGACGCACAUGCGUCACGUAUAAGUAUUACUAUUUUAUGAUAAUGUUAGAUAUCAACCUAACCUAACCUUCCAUUCUAAUUUUAUGUUUGUUUUAAGUGUUUUUUUUUUUUUUAUUCCUUAUUUUGUACGUGUUUAUUCUUGUAAUUUAUUAUUACCGUAGUUUUUCAAUGUUUUUAUUUUUUUUUAUAUUGAUUAUUUAUUAUUAUAUCGCUUGUAUAAAAAAAAAAAAUAAAAAAAUAAGAAUAAUAAUAAUAAUAAAAUCAUAUUAUAUUAUAUAAUACAUAUACAUACUCAUUUAACAAUUAUAACCCAUAUCGAUUUAUUAAUAGAUCUCUAGAUUGGCUAGAGUAAAUAAAAAAACGUAAACGCUAAACUUGUAAAAAAUUGAUCUCGUGGUAAUCAUCGAUAAAAGCUCACACAUUCCUGUUUUUUUUUUUUUUUUUUUAAUUGAAUUCAGUUGUGAUAGAAUUACGGCUUAUGUUACUGGUGAUAAAAUAUAUCCUAUUCAUUUUGUCACUAAAAUAUAAUAUUUAAUAAUAUCACCUAUCGCAAGAGAAAUUGAUUUUAAAAUCAAAACGACCAAACUUUUGAAACAAAAAAUAAUAAUUAUAAUUAUCCGUGACAUGUUUUGGAAUAUACAAGUAUAUUUAUAUACAAAAAUAAUAUUUUGUUUGUAAGUUUUAAGCUGACGCCAUGCGCUUCAGAAUAGUAUUACGUAUGUAUUUGUAUUAUAUAAUUGUAUUGUAAAACAAACAUUCUUUUUUUUUUUUUUUUUUAAGUGCUUAGAUAUAUCCGUAACAUUGUUAUUAUAUUAUAUUUACACGUGGAAGUUUCAGUCUCGUUUACAGGAAAUGAUCGCUAUAUAAUUAAAUAAUAAAUCGUUUGUAAUAUUGUAUCACAAUGUGUGUACGAUAGGUAAUAAUAAUAUCAUAUUGUACGAAAGUCUAAUAUGUAUAUUGUAAUUAUGAUAAUAAUAACAACGACAUAAUAUUAUGUUCUCUUGGCAAUAAUAAAUAAUAAUGAGCAAUA